GAGCGAGCAAUGAUGUCUCUAAGCAAAGCAAGGCCAGAGGAGCAGCUCUGCAAAAGAGGAGGAGGAGGAGGAGGAGGAGGCGGUGGUACGAGCUGCCAGCCUUCCUCCCCAUUGGCUCCCAAGGACCACAACUUCCACGCCUGGUACCUCAGUGGUCCCCCUCCAGCGAAUGGGACCAAGCCUUGGAGGAGGAAGAGAGCCUUGCAUCUUUGGAGAUCCCCCCCGAGCGCCAUGGCCAGACCACUGCAGGACGGGAGCCGCCGCACCGAGCCGACAGCCGCUGCUGCUGUGUCCGGGAGCCCAGCCUUCCCUCUGGGGGGGACGGUGGCCCUGCCGCCCACCUUCUGCCGGAGCCCACGCCCCUGGACGCCCCGGCUGAACGGAGGAAGGGGACCCUGCGGACCCAGCCCAGCCCCGGGCCACGGCAGCCUCCACCCCGGAACCCUGCCAGGGGCGACCCAGCAGAGCCCAAGGGGGGAGGAAGUGGAAGAGGAGGGGGCCGCCGCCGCUGCUGCCGUGGAGCCUGAGCAUGGAGCAGCCGAAGCCAAUGGACACCUCCCCAGGCAUCUCCCCACCCUGGAGCAGCAGAUUGGGGCUCGCCUACGCCAGAUGGGAGACCGCUUCCAGCAAGAGUACGAGCAAAGGGAGCGCAGGCCGCAUGGCGCCCUCUGGGGCCACUUCUACCACUUGGUCUUCCACAUGCUCGGCGUCUUGUACAACCUGCCCGUCAGGGGCUAAGGGCUUUGAAGAGUGGAACCUCCAACCCGCCGCUUGAAGGGUUGCCGCUGCUGCCUGCCGCUCUCAGAGGAGUUUUCCGUCUCCUCUUCCUGCUGGCCAGGAGGAAAAAGCCAGACUAACCUUGGACUUGAGAAAUACCCAGCCUUCAAUGACAAAAAAGGCCAAUGCUGCUCCUCCAACCAGAAUCUUCAAACCGGAGGCCAUGGGACUGCCUGCUCUGGGCAUGGGGGUGUGUGUGACCUCCCAACCCAGCAGUGCCUUAUCAGGAGAGCUGCUCACUGAGGUGGGAGCAAGAGCAAGUUAGCACUAUGUGAAUACUGUUAAUUGAGCCUGUAUAGGGGGAGGAGGGGGGAGAGAGAAUUGCACAUGGGACCGGUCGUGUCCGCUGUAAAUAGGGAUUUUCCUGGGCUUUGUACAGGGCGUGGUGUGGGACCCAGUUGCACAGCAGGCGCUGUAUGUAUGUAUAUACGGGUAUCUUUGUGCUUGUACAUAGGACAAAAUUGGUGCUAUCUGUACAUACUUGACGGGGUUGGUUAUCUGUACCAGGGGGAAGGGGGCAGGUAAGGGAGAGAAGAAUUUUGUAUGUUUCCUUUUCAAUAAAAACUGGACA
Sceloporus undulatus (fence lizard) is the source of this 1348-nucleotide messenger RNA. It is a transcript of the gene BBC3, whose product is annotated as BCL2 binding component 3. Lineage: Eukaryota; Metazoa; Chordata; Lepidosauria; Squamata; Phrynosomatidae. The record is from RefSeq and is a predicted model, not a curated record. The transcript is spliced from 5 exons. Bases 10 to 738 code for a protein of 242 amino acids.